This is a messenger RNA of Synchytrium microbalum, 1488 nucleotides long. RefSeq lists its product as uncharacterized. The record is from RefSeq and is a predicted model, not a curated record. NCBI's taxonomy places the organism in Eukaryota, Fungi, Chytridiomycota, Chytridiomycetes, Synchytriales, Synchytriaceae. The transcript has 10 exons. Gene Ontology annotation, molecular function: iron ion binding; oxidoreductase activity, acting on paired donors, with incorporation or reduction of molecular oxygen; heme binding. The coding region runs from base 1 to 1488 and encodes 495 amino acids.
AUGACGGAGGAGAGCAAAUGGACAACAAUCGCCAUCAUUGGAGGUGCCGUUGCAUUGACGGCUACUGCAACUUAUUACUUCCGCUUUGAUACUAGAAACUCGACCCUCCCAAGCAUCUUCCAACUGGGACGAAACGAUUUCAAACCUAAACCAGGAGAAGAGACUUCAACUACAAAUCCAUUCCAAGCUCACGUUAUUGUGGGAGUGGGUGUUGAAAAAUUGGGGCCUAUAUUCCGUAUCCCAUUCACAAACCAAGUUAUUGUCGCCGAUGCUGCAACUGUCAGGCAUAUAACUACUAGCUCUGAGAAAGAGUAUGGGAAGAGUGACAAUUUUCAACGUAUCUCGUUUAUCAAGCUUGGACUGGUCGCUUUGCAUGGGCAACAACAUCAACGACAUCGAAAACUGCUCCAACCAGCUUUCGGGCCGUCACAUUUACGGGCUGCUUUAGACGCCAGUUACGAAAGCAGCAACAAGCUAAUCAAGAUCUGGUCGGAAAGGCCUGACUCUGAACGUGUCGUGGAUGUGUAUCGAGCCAUGACUGAUUUGACCUCGGAUGUCAUCGCAAAAAUAGCCUUUUCAUAUGAUUUCGGAGCAUUGGAUGCUUACGGUGACAAGGACGAUACUCGUGAAUUAGAAGCCGUAUUAAAAUUCUUCUCAACCGUAUCUCCGACCCGGGCUAUGAUGCCAUGGUUCUUACGUCCAUUUUAUGGAAUGACUGUUCCUCAAAUUCGUCAACGAGUCAAACCCUUGACUGACUUGCUCGAACACGUCCUACAAGUCAAACGAGAUGCAAUUGCUGCUGGCACAGUCACGAAGGGCUGGCAGAUGGAUGUGCUCGAUCGCUUGUUACAAACUGAUGAGGAGACUGGAGAGAAAAAGUUUGAUUCUGCGGAAAUUAUGGAUGAGGCACUGACGUUUUAUGCGGCUGGUCAUGAAACUUCAGCAAAUAGCUUGACUUUUAUAUUCUUACGACUGGCACAAAACCCUGACGUAUGCAAGAAAGUGCAAGAAGAGAUUGAUAGAGUCAUUGGUCCUAAUGGUCGAGUGACGAAUGAGAAUAUCGGUAGUCUGACCUAUUUGGAACAAGUCUUCAAGGAAACGCAGCGUAUCGAUCCGGUGGUCGUUGGAGUACAAACACGAGUACCUGCAAAAGACGUCGUGAUUCUUGGCCAUAAAAUCAAGGCUGGAACCAAGAUUGUUAUGCCCAUCAAGCCGCUACACUUUAGUGAAAAGUACUGGGAUGAACCACAUCUUUUCAAGCCUGAACGAUUUGAGAAAGUGCCUGUGCCAGGCUCCUUCUUGCCUUUUGGUGAUGGUGCUUUUGGGUGUAUUGGAAUGAAAUUGGCUCAGACUGAGAUUCGAGUCGUGUUGGCAACUGUUCUACAACAGUUUACUCCAGUAUGGAUACCUCAGAAUCUGGUGAUUGUGCACCAAGUCACAACUGGUUUGAAGAAUGGUCUUUGGCUGUAUAUGGAAAAGCGGUCAUAA